AAUGAUGGUGCAACAAUCUUGGAGCAAAUGGAUGUUGAUAAUCAGAUUGCAAAGCUGAUGGUUGAACUAUCACGGAGUCAGGAUUAUGAAAUUGGUGACGGAACAACUGGUGUUGUUGUCAUGGCUGGUGCACUUUUGGAGCAGGCUGAAAGAUUGUUAGAACGGGGGAUCCAUCCCAUUCGGGUUGCAGAGGGCUAUGAAAUGGCUUCUAGAAUAGCCGUUGAACAUUUGGAGCGUAUAGCUCAGAAGUUUGAUUUUUCAGUGACAAAUAUAGAGCCCUUGGUUCAAACUUGCAUGACCACUUUAUCCUCAAAGAUUGUGAAUAGGUGCAAACACAAUUUAGCUGAGAUUGCUGUGAAAGCAGUUCUUGCUGUUGCAGAUUUGGAAAGGAAAGAUGUUAAUCUAGAUUUAAUUAAAGUGGAGGGAAAAGUAGGUGGAAAGUUGGAAGAUACAGAACUAAUUUAUGGAAUUGUUGUUGACAAGGAUAUUAGUCAUCCGCAGAUGCCAAAGCAAAUUGAAGAUGCCAAAAUUGCUAUAUUGACAUGCCCUUUUGAGCCACCCAAGCCAAAAACUAAACAUAAGGUGGAUAUUGAUACAGUUGAGAAGUUCCAGACUUUACGUCAGCAAGAGCAAAAGUAUUUUGAUGACAUGGUCCAAAAAUGCAAGGAUGUGGGUGCUACCUUGGUUAUCUGCCAGUGGGGGUUUGAUGAUGAGGCAAAUCAUUUAUUAAUGCACAGAAACUUGCCUGCUGUCAGAUGGGUUGGUGGCGUAGAGAUGGAACUAAUAGCAAUAGCCACAGGUGGAAGAAUUGUGCCAAGGUUCCAGGAGUUGACACCAGAGAAGCUGGGCAAGGCUGGCUUGGUCCGAGAAAAGUCUUUUGGUACAACAAAAGAUCGUAUGAUAUACAUUGAGCAUUGUGCAAAUUCAAGGGCUGUCACCAUAUUUAUUCGUGGAGGUAACAAAAUGAUGAUAGAGGAGACAAAGCGAAGUCUCCAUGAUGCACUUUGUGUGGCUAGGAAUCUCAUUCGCAACAAUUCUAUUGUAUAUGGCGGUGGAUCAGCCGAAAUUUCUUGUUCAAUUGCUGUUGACACAGCUGCAGACAGAUACCCAGGUGUUGAGCAGUAUGCUAUCAGGGCCUUUGGAGAAGCUUUAGAUUCUAUUCCAAUGGCCCUUGCGGAGAAUAGUGGUUUGCAGCCUAUUGAGACUCUAUCAGCUGUUAAAUCUCAGCAAAUUAAAGAGAACAAUCCAUAUCAUGGAAUUGAUUGCAAUGAUGUUGGCACUAAUGACAUGCGUGAGCAAAAUGUUUUUGAGACUCUUAUUGGGAAGCAGCAGCAGAUCCUGCUGGCAACACAAGUUGUCAAGAUGAUUUUAAAGAUUGACGAUGUAAUCUCCCCAUCUGAAUACUGAAGUCUGGCGAGGUUCUUUUCGUAGCUCUGGUUCAACAAAAUUGAACUUCGAUGUUUGUGGCUUGGUGUGGCUUACGGUUAAGGACAAUGAUGGAAUCUGUAUUAGAAAUUUUGAUAAUUUUUUGUGGUUUAUUUGAUCUCUGUUAUGAUUACACUUUUAUGGGAAGUGUGGUAGUUGGUUUUGUCUGUCACACUAUUUGAUAAAUAGUUAAUGCUUUCCUUAUCUAUGUAGUUUAUUUGAAUGUUGGUUGGAAAACAAUGUAAAAUCUCAGGAUUAUUUGGGGAUGAAUUUUAGUGAAA
Molecule: messenger RNA, 1706 nt
Organism: Carica papaya (papaya)
Lineage: Eukaryota; Viridiplantae; Streptophyta; Magnoliopsida; Brassicales; Caricaceae
Source: RefSeq, a predicted model, not a curated record